GUGAAACGAUUGCAAGUGGUUUUUGUGUGAAAUCAAUUUGUCAAUUUAGUGGUAUUGCGCGCGCGAAAAUCGGGAGAUCGAUCGAUCUGCGUACUCAGUCUAGUGACUACUAUCGACCGCAUCUGUCUGCUGCGUGUGUGUACUAUGUUAGUGGUAUUGCGUUUCGGUGUGCUUUUGAUUUCGCAUUGUAAUAUCUAAACAAGCGACGAAUAUGCCGAAAUCUAUACCUGCAAGGUGGUUGGAAUAUAAACCCUAUGGCACGGUGAUCUGUGGCACAAAAAUUCUACCCUUUAAAGUGCCACUGAAAGAGGCGGUAAGCAACAAUUUAGAGCCGAAAAAACGGUUUACAGUUUCGGUGCUGGUUCAAGCGUUUCCGCGCAUCAAGUGCAUCAUCGAUUUGACAAAUACGGAUCGUUACUAUGACGAAAAGGAAUUCACAAACUCCGGCAUCAAGUAUGAAAAAAUCAUGGUUCGUGGGCGGGAAGUUCCCUCUGUGGACGUGAUGAACAAAUUCUUUAAAACGAUGGAUGAUUUCACGUCAGCUUGCGGCGAAGACGAUAUUGUAGGAGUUCACUGCACUCACGGUGUAAACCGUUCCGGAUACCUGAUUUGCAGAUAUCUCGUACAGCAACUGGGUUGGAAGCUCGACGAUUGCUUGAAAGCGUUCGAGGCGGCUCGCGGCUACCCGAUCGAGCGGCGAAUCUAUCUGAACGCGUUGCAGAGAACGCCGCGCGAGAAAGUCGACACGAGCAAGAUCAGCGCGGAGCUACCGGCAAGCCAGCCACCAGCGAUCCGAAAGCGCGUACCGUUCAAACACCCGUACCCGAUGCCGCCAAAUUUCGCGGCCAAGCGACGCGGUUUCGCGAAAGACGGCGGCCCGUUCUCGCUGCUGCCGCCCCCUCCGCCCCCGCCGCCGCAUUUCGCUUUCGGCGGUCCGCCGCCAGCGCCGUUUCGUUCCAUGCCACCGCUUGGCAUGCUGCCUCCGCCUCCGCCGCCACCGGCGCCAUCGCCGUUAGGCCAUCCGCCGCCGAUGUACAGGCCGAGGCUGUUCAGGUACGGACCACCGCCGCGACCAGCCAUGCAUCCACCGCCACCAGGAUUCCCUGUUCCAGGUUUCCCGCCACCAUGUCCGUCCAGGACAGGGAGAUUGCCGCCGAGGUUACCGGCGUCAAAAAUGCCUCCGCCACCAACUCCUCCGCCACCACCGCCUCCUCCUCCCCCAGCCCCUCCUAUCCUACCACCGUCGCGGCUCAAGCACCAAGCGAUGCCGAAGCGACUGCAACCGCAGAAACGAAAGUCGCAAGUGCGAAAUGGCUUUGUGACGCCGGUUAGGAACACUGUCGAUCGGCUCAGGCAGACUAGCCAGAGCGGUUGCGACAGGAUAUUGCCGAAGUUGAUGAAAGAGCAGGAUUUUACGGUCGAUACCUUUGAGGAGAAUUUGCUCGCCGUCGUCUCGAGCCAAUCGAGCGGCAGGCGGUCGGCCAGGGGGAGGUUCCGUCAGAUCAAGUGACGACGUGCCAUUUAGGAGUCACUGUCUGUAUAUGUUAUAUGUAUAAUUACUCGUUUAACGACAAGCCUUUACCCGAGUUUCGUUGCUCCCUUCAGAGGACCGAUUCCCGUUGUCCAUCGGUCAGAGAGAUUAAGUAUUGCGGAUUUUUUGUCGAUUUUUCCGACAGCUUGGGCAGCGAGGAAUCAGUGUCACUCGUCGAACAGAAUAUUUGUACAAAGUAUCUGUGAAAUUUAUAUAUUACGAGAGAAAGAGAAAGAGAGAGAGAGAGAGAGAUUGAUGCUCUUACUCCUUUCUUCUUUCCCCCAUGUCCCAGCACGCCAACACGUUCUCGUCACUAAUGAAAAUAUAAAUACAUUUUCGUUACGUCGAUCCACUGUUAACGCGAUCCGAUCCAUCGUUUGAUCCUCCUCGAUCCAAUUGAUCAUGGUUUGUACAAUGUAGACGUCCGAGGAUUACGAUUUAGUACUUAAUUAAAACGACUUACUUAAUUAAAAGCGAGCGAUCCAACUGUGGGGAUCGCGUUUAGAUCUCUGCGCCUUGGUUUUAGAGUGAAAAUAAACCUUUAUCGGGCAGUGUUUCAUUCA
Frieseomelitta varia is the source of this 2094-nucleotide messenger RNA. RefSeq names its product probable tyrosine-protein phosphatase F54C8.4. The coding region runs from base 212 to 1510 and encodes 432 amino acids. The record is from RefSeq and is a predicted model, not a curated record. NCBI's taxonomy places the organism in Eukaryota, Metazoa, Arthropoda, Insecta, Hymenoptera, Apidae. Gene Ontology annotation, molecular function: protein tyrosine/serine/threonine phosphatase activity; polynucleotide 5'-phosphatase activity. The transcript has 9 exons. Gene Ontology annotation, biological process: protein dephosphorylation.